Messenger RNA from Aspergillus mulundensis, 894 nucleotides. Its product is annotated as VOC family protein. The transcript has 8 exons. The coding region runs from base 1 to 894 and encodes 297 amino acids. The record is from RefSeq and is a predicted model, not a curated record. Lineage: Eukaryota; Fungi; Ascomycota; Eurotiomycetes; Eurotiales; Aspergillaceae.
AUGGGCCUAAAAACUCUCCCGACCGGUCACCACUGCCCCGUCUGCCGCGUAGCCCCCACACCCAGAUGUGAGCAAAAGGGGCAUAUGGAGUAUUGUGCCACGCAUGAUCGCUACAGGGAGAGAGGUAGGACGUGUGAUGGCUGCAACAAGGAGGCAAGGAUGAAGAUUGCUGAGGAAAGCAAGAGGAAGGAGCAGGAGCGCGAGGCCCUGAAGAAGAAACAGGCAGAGGAGAAGGAGCAGGAGACUUGGGGCCAGAAGAACUUUAAUGGUUGUAAUGGUUUAGUUCUCCAGAGAGAGCCAAGUGAGGUCUCCACCAGCAAGAUAUCAACUUCGAGAGGUCAUACAGAUGGAAUUCAGAAAGCAAAGAAAGGAGCUGCUGGCAGUGGUCCAGGCCACUUGAGGCUUCCCAUCCACCCCGGAACUCCGAGCUCUCUAGGCAUCACUCUAGUGCCUAGCCCAUUGCAUUAUCAUCCCUCCCCCAUCCCCCCGUCCAAAAUGACAAUCAACCACAUCUUCAUCUGGGCAACCCCCACCAACCUCCCAACCCUGCGCACCUUCUACCGCACAAUCCUCGCCCCCAUCGGCUACAAAGAGCUCAUCUGCGUGCAAAGCGCCACGCUCAUCGGGUUCGGCAGCGACUAUCCCUAUUUCUGGCUGAAGGCGUUGCCCGAGGGGAAGAGCACGAUGCCGGUGCAUGUUGCGUUCGAUGCGCCGAAUUGGGCGGCUGUUGAUGAGUUCCACCGGCUUGCAUUGGAGAAUGGGGCGAAGGAUAAUGGGGGGCCAGGGGUUAGAGAGGAGAUGAGUCGGCAGCCAUACUAUGCGGCGUUUGCGGUUGAUGUGGAUGGGAAUAAUGUUGAGGCUGUUUGUGCGCCGAGGGAGGCGAGGAAGAGGUGA